AUGAGAGGCACUGUAACAAGGGGGGGAGGUGGGAGCGUGACGCUUGAGGAGAGUGAGGAUGGGAAUGAGGAGAGCGAGGAGGCGAGAGAGGAGGGGAAUGAGAAGAGUGAGGAGGUGAGAGAGGAGGGGAAUGAGGAGAGUGAGGAGGUGAGUGAGGAGGAGAGAUGGAAGAGGAAUGGGGAGAGGAGGGACGAGGGGAUUGAGGAGAGUGUAGAGAGGAGUGAGGAGAAGAUUGAGGAGGAGAGAAGGGAGAGAGGAGAGGAUUUUGUGGAGGGGAGCGAGGACGAGAAUGAGGAGGAGAGCGAACGGGGGAGUGAGUCAAGUGAUGGGGAGAGUGUGGAGAGUGAAGAGGGUGAAAGAAAGGGUGGUGAAUGGGAGGAAGGGAGAGGGUGGGGCAGCAGGAAGGGUGGAGUGGAGAGAGAUGAGAGGGGAGUGCAGGCGCUGUCGAGUGUGAGAUGGACGAGGAGGGGGACGGCGAGGGGGAGGGGAAGGUGGUUGAGAGAGAGAGUGGGGGCAUGGGGGGAGAGGAUUGGAGGAGUGUUGCGUGGUGGGAGGGGGGAGAAAGCAGCACUGUGGACGGUCGUGCAGAGGUGGGUGUGGGGAGGGAUAAGAGGGGGUGUUGGGAAUGGAGGGCCUACGGGGAGUCGAGGGGCGGAGGAGGAGGAUAGCAGGGCAGGUGGGGUGCAGCACACCAACCACGGUGGUGAUGCAGCCAUGCACCCCAUCGAAGAACAGGCCAUCCUGAGGCGCACGGCGAGUCAGGAGGCUAGUCAAGGCGACACAGUUGGCACAGGCAGCACAGCCGUCCCCCCCAGCCACACAGGCAACACCAGGCGCUGGGCAGGCCUGCCCUUCGUGGCAGUGGUGGUGGUGGUGGCAAAUCUCCCCUUCUUCCUUGCCUUUUUCCUCCGCAACAUAGCCUGCAAGAACAAGGCCGUGGUCUAUCAGCUCCUUUCAUCCAGAUCAGCCCAUGGCACGUGGCACAUCACAGACCCUGCCACGUGUCCAGCUUUCAUUGGCAGCUGGGGGCUGCUGUUCGAGGCUCAGUGGGGUGGCACCCGGAACGGAGGAGCAGCCGUGGUCCGAACCACUGGUGCAGGUUCAGGCCGAAGAAGUGGUUCAGGUUCAGGCCGAGCCAGCGGCUCGCCUUUAGGCUCAGCUUUUGGCCAGAGCAGCUAUUCUGGUCGGGCAGCUGCAGUGCACCCAGUUGCGCUUGGGGAGGGAGGUGGAGGAGGGAGUGGUGAUGGGGGCCGAUGGGGCAUCUUGAAGAACGAAACGCACGGAGGUGGGGAGUGGUGGGAUGUUGAUGAUUCUUUCACACAUGGCCGUGGGUAUGCUCGAGCCCACGCAGCCAGUGCAUAUGGCCAUGGCACAGCAGGCAGCAACACUGCCAUGGAGAAGCUGCGGCAUGGGCUGGCGUGGGCAUCGGGGUGGUUGGGCAUAGCGCAUGUGCCUCUGGAUCUCUGCCUGCGAUGCUCCCUUGCUGUGGUUGUUGCCAGCUACAGCUGGAUGGCUGCCAGCUCAGCAGACGCUGCCAGCUCAGCAGGAGACGCAUCCGCACAGUGCACGGUGCUGUUGGUGCUGGCGUGCUGCCAGUUGCUCUACCUCGCCCUCGCCCGUCCCUUCAUCAGCACCACCCUCCUCCUCUCCGCCCUCCUCGCCUCCGCCUCCCACGUCUGCCUCUUCUCCGUCGCCCUUUCCAUUGCCACCGGCGCCAUUCUCCCUUCCGCGGCUGCAGCAGCAGGUGCGGGGCUGCAGGCGCUGCUGCUGGUGUGCUUCAUGGGCCACCUGCUCUGCUUCCUGCGUGCCUUAGUGAAGGAUACAACAGGGGUGGGGGUGAAAUACUAUGAGGGUGCCCCCACCACUCUCACUCCCACCUCCCACACCCCCAUCGCUCCACAAGACCACCAUCACACCCUCGCUCGCCACAGAUUUCUUGAUGCCAAUUUCCGUCCCGAUGCCUGUCCGUCCCCCUCCCUCUCCCCUUCCCCCUCGCACGCGCCCAACCCAAGAGGGCCGCACCGCCUGCCGUCCCUCCCUGAAGCGCCGCAGAGCGCCUCUCCCGACCCCCGCCGGCCCUACACCCCACAGCCCAGAGCGGUGAAGAACGGUUACGCAUGGUCCAGCAGGCAUGCCGCGUAUGGCACAGACACUGAAGCUUCUAGAGAAGCUUCUGAGGUGACUCCUGGGGCGUUCCCCCCUCGUGCUGAUGCUGCUGCUGCUGUGGACGGGGCAGGCGGGGCUCAUGCAACUGGAAAGACCAGUGCUGCUGCUGCUGCUGCCAAGGUCGCUACCGUGGCUACUCCCCAGCUGAAAGCCUCCGCCUCCUCCUCUCACUCCCUGUCGGCCUCCUCCCAGGCGUCCAGUGCUACAGCUGUUGUCCCUUCCUCCCCCUCUGCCCUCACAGUGGACGCGGCUGUAGAAGCCAUGGCUGCUGCAGCAGGGGGCGACCCCGCGCUACAGCCUGGGAUCUGGGGCAUGGUGGCUGGUGCUGCCGGGUCCAUCAUGGGAAGCUUCUGGGGUGCUUCUGCCGGGGACGGGAGAAGGCUCAAUGGCUCCAUGUCUCACACCCUCACACCCCUCUCCUCCGUGUCUACCCCGCCCUCCCUCUCCUCGCCCUCCACCUCUCCUUCUGCACUCUCUAACACCCUCUCCAAUGACAAGCAGCCGUCCACACUCUCUCGCACCAUCACCCCCCUUGCCUCCCUCACUCCUGCCUCCUCACUCUCCCCUCUCUCCUCCGCUGCGCCUCUCUCCUCCCUCUCCUCGCCCCAAUCAAGCUGCGACACGUCAGCAUCCGGCUCGCAGGCAGCAGGGACGGGGUAUGAGCACGGGACACUGGUGGAUGCUGCAGGGCGGAAGGAGGGGCGAGAGGCAGUAGCACUGGCGCCACCACCCAACCGAAGCGGCUCGUUUGGAAGAGGGGUGGGAGCGGUCACCCCGUCUCCCUCUCAGUCCAACUCCUACUCUCACGGCCCGUCCAGGUCGGGCCUGCGCCUGCGAUCGUGGACCAAGUCCAGGUCUCGCUCCCGGGCGCACUCAGGUGCUUUCUCAGGUGCCCACUCAGAUGCCCGCGCUGCGUCGGGCUCCAGCGGGCAGCUGAACGGGCAGGUUAACGGGCAGGCAGGGUCCUUUUCAGGGUCGGAGGGUGGUUCUUGUGGUGAUGACGUGGUGGGUGGAAGGGCAUAUUCAAUCGGCAAGGGGUCGUCACAUGGUAGGGGUUCACACAGGGGGGGUUCGUCUGCUGCUGCUUGUGCUGCUGCUGCGGCAGGUGUUUCUAGUGAUAAAGAGUCAUCUGCUGCUGCAAACUCAAAUGCUGCUGCAAACUCGAAUGGUGCUGCUCCUUCACACCCACCCCAUCGCUACGGCCCAGCAGACUCGCUCUCAGACUCGUUCUCCUCGUCCUUCACGACCUCGGUAGAGCCCACCCCCAUACAGUCACUCUCCCCUCUCUCCACCUCGCUGCUCUCCCCGUCCGCCCUCUCUGCCUCGCUGUCUGCAUCAGAGGGAGGGGGCUUGAGUGCUGUUAGGAAUGAAAUUGAAAGGCGGAUAAUGGAGACGAGCCGAGCACUGGAAACCGAGGGGAAGGUGGAGGGGAAGAAAGGGAAGGGCGAGUGGAGUGGGGGAGGAGGUGGGGGAGUGAGGCACUGGGGGAGAGAGGGCAAAACGGAAGAGGAAGAGGAGAAGAAAGAGGAGGGGGGUGGGGAGAGAGGGGAGGAGAAGAGAGGCGAGGAGGAGAGGGACGAGAGUCCUCUGAGGAGAAUGCCAGUGUGGGGCGAUGAGGCAGAUGACAACAGUGCCACUUCGCCCUCGCCCAUUGGGGGUGGGAUGAUGGGCAAGGCGGGCAGGAGUGUGUUUGACAGGUAUGGGGCAGGGAUAGAGAGUGGGAAUGCCGCAAGUGCUGCUGCUGCUGCUGCUGCUGCUAUUGCUGCCGCAGCCGGUUUUACUAAUGCGCCUGCUGCUGCUGCUGCUGCUGCUGCUGCUGCUGCUGCUGAGUCCGCACCUGCCGCUGCUGUGGUUGUAAGGGACAUGGGUGCAGCAGCGAGAGUGUCGGCCUUGGUUGGCCGAUCACCUGCUUCUGGUGUGCUUGGGAAAGGGCCGGGUGUGACGCAUGGCAGGGCAGGUGCAAGGCAUGGUGAAGCUGACACACCACCCGUUGCACGGACCGUUGCAGCCGUUCCAAAAGCAGUGCCCAGAACAUCAGAACAGCAGAGCAAGGAGGAGGAUGCAGAUGAGGAGGCAGCAAGCGAACAUCACAACUCUCUGCAGCCUCCCAGCGGACAAGACGCAAUCCACCCACACAAAGACUGCCUCACAGGAGGCUUGGCGAGUCGCUCUGGCGAUUCUGGCUCGAAAGGCUUCAGUUCGGGGAGCUGUUGGUCUGGUGAAGCAGGGAAGGAGGGGACGUGGCAGAAUAGUGGUGGUCUGAGUGGGGUGGCGUCAGGAGCAGCCUUUGCUGCCACGUGUCAGAAUCCUAGUGGCUCUUGGACGAGCUACGACAUCCAGGUGUCUGCCUCUGUUUCUGACUCCAAGGGACAAACAUCCAUCCCUUCUACCUCCCACCCUUCCCAGCCCUCCUCCCCCUCCUCCCCUUCCUCACCCCUCCUUUGCCCCUCCCCCUCCGCCUCUCCGUUCCUCCCCUCUGGUAGUUCGCUGCCUUCCAUUGAAGUCUCCAACUCCCCACAUCCAUCCCUUCUCCCUCCUCCCCCUCCUCCCCCUCCUCCCCUUCCUCGCCCUCCCUUUCCGCCUCUCCCUCCCCCUCUCCGUUCCUCCCCUCUGGUAGUUCGCUUCCUUCAAUUGAAGUUACCAACUCCCCGUUAG
This is a messenger RNA of Closterium sp. Yama58-4, 4821 nucleotides long. The record is from the annotation of a GenBank genome assembly. Lineage: Eukaryota; Viridiplantae; Streptophyta; Zygnematophyceae; Desmidiales; Closteriaceae.